AUUGCGGGCAGCUUUGGAGAUGGCAACUGCAACAAAGAGGGACAUAGCCAUUGCUGCAGAUGAACUGAGGGCAACAAAAAAGAAGAUGGACCUUAAACUGGAAGAGCUAACAGAACAGUUGGCCAAGGAGUCUAGCCUGCGAGAGAAUUUGCAAGAAUCCCAGGCUGUCCUGAUUUAUCAGAUGAAUGAUAUGGAAAUGAUGGUGGAAAAAGAACGGAAGCAGGUUCAUAAUUUGCAGCAGGACUGUAAUGCUUUACAUCAGAACAUUCAAAUAUCUCGAGAGAGACUGCAAAAGGAAGAAGAGAGGAAAGUCCAGCUGGAGCAGGAAUGUACACUGCUUAAAAGCAAUCUAGAAUCCCAAGAGGCUACCAUUUCCAGGCUCAAUGACGAAGCGAAAAUUGCACAGGUGUCCUUGAGCAAAACCCAUGAAGAGAAUGCACGGCUGCAAACAGAAAUAACCACUUUGCAAGAGGUGGCAGAAAAAGUGCAAAUGCUUAAUGAGCAGUUGACCCAACAAUGUACAGAACUGAGUGGUGCCCUUCGGAAUAUUACCAUGGAGAAGGCUCAACUGAUCACAGAGCAUCAGGCUGUUCUUAAGGUAGAACAGGAGAAAAUUAAUCAGAAACUGCAAGAACAAGACCUAAUUUUGGAUGCUGCUCGGGCCAGCAUUAUGGAAGAGCUGCAGAUUGUGCAGAAUGAAAAAACUCAGCUCCAGAGAGAGAUUGAAGUCCUGCGUUCUGAGCAUGCUGACGGCAAGCAGAAAGUUUGCAAAACUGAGGAGACCACAGCCACCCCAAAGGAGCUACUGGAGUCUACAGUUGCCAUGGUACGAAGUGAACUGGAGACAGCGCUACAGAAGAGAGACACUCUGCUGAAGGAAAAGGGGAUCCUAGAGGAAGAGAUGCAGAAAACAAUAUAUCAAUUAACGCAAGACAACAAAAGAUUGGAAGCAGAGCUAGAGGAAAGCAAGUUAGAAAUUGAUCCUCUGAAAGAGACACUGAAGACACUAGAAGAAGAAAACAAGAAAUUAAUGGAGUGGGAAGCUGCUUUGGAAUAUCAACAACAUGCCCAGCAACAAGUAAAGCAGGUUGUAGAAGAGCUGACCGACAACAAAAACAAACUAACGUAUGACAAAGGAAAACUUCAGACAAGAGUACAACAGCUAGAAGAAGAAGUGCAGUCUCUUACAGAUGUACAUUUAGAAAAUAAUCAGCUUCGUAAGCAGAAUACUGCCCUGAAGAAGAAAUAUAAUCAGAUUAACGCAGAAUUUAACUCAGUCAGAAUGAAUGCACAGAGGUUAGAAGCACAACUUAAACAGACAACAAACCGUGUAGCAAAAAUGCCUCUUAAAAAAAGGAAGUCUUUUGAAAGUUGCUGGCAGCAGAAGCCCAGUGAUGAUUUUCAUUCGUGCCUGGCCUGUGACAUAAAUGGCAAUGUGAGCCUUGAUGAGCAAGAUUGUAGUCGGUAUUCCACAACACGCAGAGUUCGCUUCAUGAUAGAUCUACCUGCAAGGGAGUCUGUCUCUGACUGUGGUGAUAGUUGCAAAGCCUCUCCAGCUGUUAAGACCACAGAGGAAAUGCUAGAGAGCGAAAUGGAUAUACCUGGUCCCAAAUGGUUGCAAACCACAUGGGAUAUAGCUAGUGAGGGAAGAGAGCUCCAGAGGUCACAGUCAGCCCUUGCCUCCAGAGAGCAAGAUUAUUCUGUGACAGUCAAAACCUGUGAUGAAGCAUUAAGAGAGAACCAGAAGCUCAAAGGUCAAAUAGGUGCCACUGAAGAGAGAGAGAAACACAAGGUGGGUAACCUACGCCGCAGACUAGAAGAAUCAAAGGAAGAUAAUGUCAAAAUGACAACUAUGCUAGAGAAUAUUUUGGCUUCUCAUAAUAAAAUGCAGGUUGCUCUGAAGAAGAUGCAAACUGAACUGGGGCACAAGGAUUCUGAGAUUGCUGGCUUGAAGAAAGAUAGGAUCCAGAGCCAGCAAAGAAUCCAGACGUUAGAAGAAGAGUUGGAACACUGCCGUAACAAACUUGUCUUGGGAUCUCAGCACACCAUAAAGAUGGGCCCAUUUUGUAAAGCAAUAGAAACCUCUAAAGCGGACAACAAGAAGCUUGCACAAAAUUUAGAACACGCUCUGCAGACUAACAGUGCCCUGCAAAGCAAACUUUUGCUUGUUCAGGAUGAAUUGGAAAGCAAAGAAACCGAGUACCAGCAGCUACUGGAGUGCAGGGACCAGCUAAUUGAGGAAACCAAGAUGGAGGCAAAACUGUACACAGAUCGCCUUGAGGCACUGAAGAAACAGUUUCAGACUGAGCGGGAAGUAACAAUGAAAGCAGCCCACAAGGAAUCAAAUGAGCUGAAGAAAGCCCUUGAAGAGGCCUGCUCUAAAUCUGGGGAAAUGUCACGCUGUAACAGGGAACUACGAACAAAAGUGAUGGAGCUGGAGUUGGCCCUGGCUAGUCAGAAGGAAAAGGUGAAGAGACAGAAAACAUUAAUCACACAAUACUUCAACUCCAAGACUAACAAUUCACGAAAUAUGACGAGAAUGAAGGAGAUUGAAUCGGAAUUGAGGCAAAUGGAAGAACUGAAGGAGCAGUAUCAGAAGAAAAACCACGAGCAGUCCCUUAGCAUCAGACAAUUUAUCACUGAAUUAACAAGCUUGCAAAGUGAAAUGCAACAGUUGGCCAAAAAUCAACAAGCAAUGGCAACAGAGAACAGAAACUUGGAAAAUCAGUUGGAACUAGAGCGGAAACAACGGAAACAGCUUGAAGAAGAGUGCCAGGCGCUGGAAGACACAGUCAGCCAUUUGAAGAAAUGCAAAGAGCACACUGAACAGAAGCUGAAAGAAGCCAGUAUUGAGUCAGAACAGAUAACUGCUAAUCUGGAGGAAGCUCACCACUGGUUCAAAUCAAAGUUUGAUAGUCUGCAACACGAGCUGGAAAAAAACAGGCAACAGAAGAAUGCUGCUGAACCCAACUGUGAGGAGGAGAAAAAGCCAGUGAGGCUCCCUAGCCAGGUAUGUCUGAAGCGCUGGGAAACGAAGAACCAUUUGAAGUUUGUUUCCAGGAAAUAUCUAAAUGAGCUAAAUCAGCCAUGACCAUCUUGUGCAGGAGGUUCCAGGCUCUGUGAAGUGACAAUGUGGCUGUCAACACAACUUUUCAGGCCAAGAUCUACCAUAAUGUUGCCAGAGGUACCCAGAGGAAACCUAAAGCUGAACCUUUUUCAAGUGAGUUCCACAGACUCACUGAAGUUACUUGCCAGCAGAAACCCUAUGUGAACUCAGUACCCCCCAUAUUAAUGAAGAAGAGUGUUUCUUAAAAUGCAUACGCACAAACUGACGAACAGCCAGGAAACCUCCAAAUCACAAUUAAGUACAAGUCUCAACAAAUAAUUAUUAAAAUGUCUCCAAGGAACUUUCUAAGCAGGUAAAUUUCCGUUUUGUUAAAAAAUUAUUUGUAUGUGGGCCAGUACUAAAACCUCCUCCUGAGUGAAAUCUUUAGACACAUAGGAUGAAACAUAGUGAUGUACUGAAUUGGGUCCUUUCCACUAUUUGACCUGUGUUUGCAGUCGAUAUAGGGUAAAAGCGCUGAGGCUUUAGAACCAACUUCUCUCAAAUCUUAAUUGGGUUCAUCUUGUAGAUGAAAUCCAAAGUUUCUUUAACUGUUCCUCUUUGCACAGAUGGGUGGCAUAUUCAGCAUGGAUUAGGAUACCUACAAGGCAGAGCAGUUUUGAGCAAUUAAUUGUAGUGCUAAGGAAACGUAUAGUACUUGCCCAAAAUGUCUCCCUCAAACACUAAAAUAUAAUUGAGUCACUUUUGAGCUGAGCUCCUCUCUCCUGCCUCCUCCCUCAUUCUCAUAGGUUACUAUGUUUGUGGAUGCCUUGCUCUAACUUGCUCAUUAUCAGGUAAAAAAAAGAAAGAAGAGUGAUUAAAGUGAGAAAAUAAGCCAUUAUACCAUUGGUGACAUAUUUAUACAUAAGACAUUUGGAUGCUGCAUUUUAGAAUCAUUUUUUACACUGGUAUUGCUGAUGAAAAAUUUGCCUUUUGCCUGGAUCUCUACAAAGAAGCCUUACUGGGAUUGGGCCAAGCUAUCCAAGAGCACUUAGUGAUUGUGUUUCAUCAUAAAUCAUGACCAAGAAUAUGUUGUAAUUUUGCUGUCUUUCCAGAACAAUCACAAUAUACUAUGUAAAUCUGAUGUAUAUUUGUUGGUAGGUGUAUUUAUUUAAGAAUUAAAACUUAUACU
Sceloporus undulatus (fence lizard) is the source of this 4235-nucleotide messenger RNA. It is a transcript of the gene CCDC150, whose product is annotated as coiled-coil domain containing 150. The transcript is spliced from 26 exons. Bases 20 to 3091 code for a protein of 1023 amino acids. The record is from RefSeq and is a predicted model, not a curated record. Lineage: Eukaryota; Metazoa; Chordata; Lepidosauria; Squamata; Phrynosomatidae.